This is a messenger RNA of Hyalella azteca, 1623 nucleotides long. RefSeq lists its product as uncharacterized. Lineage: Eukaryota; Metazoa; Arthropoda; Malacostraca; Amphipoda; Hyalellidae. The transcript is spliced from 2 exons. Bases 836 to 1192 code for a protein of 118 amino acids. The record is from RefSeq and is a predicted model, not a curated record.
UUGUGAAAUUUAUUUUAGCCGCACACGACGAUGUACAAAAAAAUUUGUUCGCCUCAAUGCUAUUUUUCCGCUGUUUCGCGAUAACGACUGACAGCUGACAGCCGCAGUUAUCGACAAGUCAUUACUGAUGUUCUCUACGAUAAAUCAUUACGGGAUGAUCAAUGAUAAAUAAUGUGACGUCACCAGCACAACAGCAACAACAACACUAACAGCCGAUAACACCAACGAUCGCCACCUCGUAUAUCGUUCCUAUUGAAUGUUGUUUGUGUGUAUGAAUGUUACGUGUGUUAGUUGUAAGCACUUGGUGGAAGGCUAAACAUAAAACAGUGAUGUCAUUCAUGUAGGUUUAGCCUAUUUUGUAUUAGCCCCAUUAAAGGUCAAUAGACUACGUGUAAUUCUUUAGAUAAUUGUAAUCAUGAACGGUCGAGCUUCUGUAAGGUAGUUAUAAGUAUAAGCUUUCAAAUGUAUUUUCUUCCCAGGGAAAAUUUCUAUUUUAUUUCUAUAUGUAUAAAAAAAUAGACGAACUUUAGGGUAACUUUAAUAACGAACUUUGCACUUCCUGAGGACAAUAACCGGCGUUUAGCCUGCAACUGAUGCUCUCUCACUUAUAACUUUAUCUUUAAAAGUUGUAAGUUAUUUAGUUUACCUAAUGAUGCAUAAUACGCGACGAUUUAUAACUAGUUAAUUAUCUGUCAAAAGUUAUUAAGAUUCAUGCCCCGCGCUAUAUUGCAUGAUACUCAAUAUUGAGUAUAAGUUUGGUAUAUAAAAAAACGUGAUGAGUUUGAAGUACAUUAUAACUUGACUGUAACUUGACCAUGAACAGUUGACUUGACGCAUGGACCCUAAGCUACACAUGGACCCUAAGCUACACAUGGACCCUAAGCUACACAUGGACCCUAAGCUACACAUGGACCCUGAGCUACACAUGGACCCGAAGCUACACAUGGACCCAGAGCUACACUUGGACCCUAAGCUACAUAAGGACCUUAAGCUACACAUGGAUCCUAAGCUACACAUGGACCCUAAGCUACACAAGGACCCUAAGCUACAUAUCGACCCUAAGCUACACAUGGACCCUAAGCUACAAAUGGACCCUAAGCUACACAUGGACCCUAAGCUACACAUGGACCCUAAGCUACACAUGGACCCUAAGCUACACAUGGACACUAAGCUACACAUUUCAUUUGGUUGAUAUAUGAAUAUUUUAAAUCUAUGUGUACUUUGCGAUGAGUUUUUGGUCAACGUGUGAACUUUAGGUUAUGUUGAAAAUAAUGACGAUUAUGAAGAAAUAAGGAUAAUAAAUAUGGGUCCAUUUACAUGAAUCUAUAAACAUUUUUUGUUAAUAUGUCAAACGUUCACUGUCAUUAGCCCUGUUUACGUAACACCAGUUCGUUGUUUGUGAAGGUAACGGAAAAAUAAAACGUUGCAACCCAACGUAUGCGCGGUUGUUAUACGCGAGCUAAUUCCAAAGUUAUGUAAUUUAAUUAUUUUUAUAUCAUAUUUUAAGUCAUUUCUGUAUUUUACCUUUCACUUUCUAAGUCCUAAGUCAGAAAUGCGAACAAAUGCUUUUUGCCCUCACUGUUGCCCUCACUCUUGCCCUCACUGUUGCCCUCACUCUUGCCC